This is a messenger RNA of Caenorhabditis briggsae, 1317 nucleotides long. The transcript is spliced from 7 exons. The coding region runs from base 1 to 1317 and encodes 438 amino acids. Gene Ontology annotation, cellular component: nucleus; cytoplasm. Gene Ontology annotation, molecular function: ATP binding; protein serine/threonine kinase activity. Lineage: Eukaryota; Metazoa; Nematoda; Chromadorea; Rhabditida; Rhabditidae. The record is from RefSeq and is a predicted model, not a curated record. Gene Ontology annotation, biological process: intracellular signal transduction; protein phosphorylation.
AUGUUUAUUUCUCGCUCAACUGUUACUCUUCACAGAGCUCCUGACUAUUAUUCCAAAAAUGUUUUUGUUCCUGAAAAUCAGGAAUACCAGACACCACGCGGCAAACAUCGUUCAGAUUUCUGGCUUGAAGGAACUCCAUACGUAGCUCUUGAUAAUAUUGGAGCUGGAGCAUUUGGAGUUGUUUGCAAGGCUCUGGAUACAAGAUUCAAAAAACCAGUUGCUAUCAAAAAAGUGCGCGAUGCUUACAAAAGCAAGUCAUCUGCAAAGUGUGCAUUAAGAGAAAUUAGAAUUCUUCGGGAACUGUCUCAUGAGAAUGUGAUAAGUGUCACAGAUGUGUUUAUGACUGGAUCUGGAUUUGAGAAAGAUGUUUAUUUGGUCAUGGAACUCAUGGAAACAGAUCUUCAUCAAGUUUUACGGUCGAAUCAAAGUUUCAAAGAAGAUCACUUCCAAUAUUUCUUCUACCAGUUGAUUCGCGGAUUGAAGGUUUGUUUAUCUCCAUUCGGCUGGAAUAUACAUCGUGAUCUAAAACCCUCCAAUCUACUUCUCAAUGGAGAUUGUCUCUUGAGAAUAGCUGAUUUCGGAAUGGCAAGAUCUGGCCCAUCAACUCGAGUCGCUCCAACUGAGUCGACUUCGUUAAGAACUUCCAGUGUCGGAAGUCAUUUAUCACAAUAUGUGUCAACACUUUGGUACCGAGCACCGGAGAUUCUAUUAUCAAUGGGAGAGUAUGAUACACAAGUUGACAUCUGGUCCGCAGGAUGCAUCCUUGCUGAAAUGUUGCUUCGUCGUGAAAUUUUCCCCGGAAAAGACUCAUACUCUCAAAUCAAAAUGAUCAUUAACAACUUGGGAACCCCGGAAAAGAAAGCAUACAAGAAAAUCACAUCCCCUGAUAUCAGAGAUUAUAUUGUUUCAUGCGGUCCAAAAAGUGCUCUUUCUUUUUCAACAAUCGUUCCAGAUGCUAGCACAGAUGCUAGAAAUGUUCUUUCAAAUCUUCUACAAAUUUCUCCUUGGAAUAGAUCAUCUGCAGAACAGAUUUUGAAUCAUCCGUUUUUAACAAAAUGGCACACCGUCAACAACGAGCCCAGUUGCUCGGAAAAAAUCUGCAGGGAAAUUCAAGAGAUUGAAAAAUACGACGAUGAUCAUAUUAUAAAAGGUUUGGAAGGCGAGGAAAGACAUUUUGGAAUGCUCCGUGGAAACUUUUAUGAGAUUGAAAGCGAAGAAGAUCAAACCAAAAAAGGAGUAGAAGAAGAGAAAGUGGUUCAAAUGAAUCCUCUGAAGACAGUGUUGAAUAAGUUCAUAAAUAAGAAACGGAAGAGUUGA